UAUAUAUAAGUCAAAGGCUAACAGUUGGAAGUAUAGCAAUCCCAGCUAUGCGCUGAGUCUAUACCAAUCUGUCCUCUCUCAAUUUCCAUGAAUAAAAUACGAUUAUUUUGUUUGAUUUGAGAGAGAAACAAAGAGAUUAUUUCAUUUUUAUUAUUUUAAUUAAAGUUUCACUAUUCUUUAUUCCCAUAUUUCCAGAGAGACGACAAACAGACGUCGGGUUAUAAAGUUCUUUUUCUCAAAUGCUUUGGGAUUCACUAGAAAUAAUAUAUAUAAAAAAGUAGCAAUUGUGAAUGGAAGAGAGCAACGCUAGGAGCAAGUUCAAGAGGAUUUGUGUGUUCUGUGGAAGCAACUCUGGCCGCAGAAAAGUAUUCAGUGAUGCUGCUCUUGAGUUGGGCAAUGAACUGGUCAAGAGGAAGAUAGAUUUGGUGUAUGGUGGGGGAAGUGUCGGGUUGAUGGGUUUAAUAUCCCAGACAGUGUACGAUGGAGGUUGCCAUGUUCUUGGGGUCAUUCCAAAAGCUCUCAUGCCUCUUGAGAUAUCUGGUCCAACUGUUGGAGAAGUAAGAACAGUUACAGACAUGCAUGAGCGUAAGGCUUCUAUGGCUCAAGAAGCUGAUGCCUUUAUUGCUCUUCCUGGAGGAUAUGGAACUAUGGAAGAGCUGUUGGAGAUAAUAACAUGGGCCCAACUUGGGAUUCAUAUGAAGCCGGUUGGUUUGCUUAAUGUUGAUGGGUACUAUAAUUCCUUGCUGGCACUAUUUGACAAUGGUGUUGAAGAAGGUUUCAUCAAGCCAUGUGCUCGGCAUAUAGUUGUCUCUGCUCCAACAGCCAAAGAACUUGUGGUGAAGAUGGAGCAAUACACUCCUUCCCAUGAACACGUUGCUUCUCAUGAAAGCUGGCAAAUGGAGCAACUUGAUAACUCUCAAGCCAAGAAAACGCAAGGUGAAGCUGUUAUUGGUGAUAGCUCUUUCACCUAAAUUGAUUCCUAAUGUGAUUCAUUAACACUUUAGAUGUGUGGAAGAAUCUAUUUAUAUGGGACCAUGGACCUUUCCAUUCUUAUGUAUUUUGUCCUUCCUUUAAUUUAAUUUCAGAUCGUUUCAUGACAUACUUUGGUUUGAGGUCGAUCGAAACACUAUUCCAUGGUCGUAUUUAGUUGUUACCACUAGUUCAAGGGCGUACUCAGAAAUGGAAAGAUUUUAUUUACAGUUUUAA
Messenger RNA from Prunus dulcis (almond), 1206 nucleotides. Its product is annotated as cytokinin riboside 5'-monophosphate phosphoribohydrolase LOG8. The transcript is spliced from 8 exons. Gene Ontology annotation, biological process: cytokinin biosynthetic process. Gene Ontology annotation, cellular component: cytosol; nucleus. Bases 291 to 971 code for a protein of 226 amino acids. Gene Ontology annotation, molecular function: hydrolase activity, hydrolyzing N-glycosyl compounds. NCBI's taxonomy places the organism in Eukaryota, Viridiplantae, Streptophyta, Magnoliopsida, Rosales, Rosaceae. The record is from RefSeq and is a predicted model, not a curated record.